AAAUGUUCUAAGUGUCAACCCUCUGGCGCGCACUGUAUUUUAUAAAAUAUAGGUUAUGUUUUUUUCUUUAAUUUUGACAAAAGUAAAAGUUCUUAUUCUAGUUCAGUUCUUAUAUUAGUUGGUAGUCUGUAGAAAAUAAUUGUCUCGGAAAGUUUUAAAUAUAAUUAUAGUUCACGUAUUUUUGUCUAAGUUAUAAACUGUUAUUAAAUGCCUUAUGAAGUAGUAUUUAUGAAGUAGAAACCUUAUACCCUAUUAUUCGAAUAUCAUUGGUGGAAACUGGAAGGAACUGGAACCAUUGAGUCAAUGCAACAUGUCAACAUAGUCACAACUGAUUUACCCGUGUUGACUCAAAUAUCGAAGUUUUCUAUAGGUAGCUAAGCGUAGGUAGGGUUUGCACCGGAUAUUUCCCUCCGGAGAUCUUUAACUUUUUCAACUCUCUUCGGCGUAGUACCAUUGCAGCAAUACCUAUAUUAUUGCGACAGAAAAAGGCAAGCCAAAAAGUAGGUGCAUUGGUUGCGCCUCUGUUUACCUCUUCGAGGUUUAAAGGUGUGUUUAAAAAAAGGUCAUCAGAAAAGGGGCAGCGAACAUUUUUUGGCCCAGGAGACCUGAAUAGCUGAGACCAGGAUUUGUUGCAGCGGGCAGACGAGGAUGUCGGCGGUGGUGUUGCGCGCAGCCGCUCGGUGCACGAGCUCGGCGGCGGGCGGGCGCAUGCGCGCGUGGCGGGUGCACGGCUACGAGCCCGCCGAGCCGCGGCUGGAGGAGGCGCGCGUGCCGGCGCUGCGCGCGCCCGACGAGCUGCUGGUGCGCGUGCACGCCGCCUCCGUCAACCCUCUCGACGUCGCCAUGCUAGGCGGGUACGGCGCGCGCGUGCUGAACACGCUGCGCGCGGCGGAGGGCGGCGAGGGCGUGGAGUUCCCGCUGGUGCCGGGGCGCGACUUCGUGGGCGUGGUGGAGCGCGCGGGCGCGGCGGCGCGGCUGCGGCGCGGCGAGCGCGUGUGGGGCGUGGUGCCGCCGCACCGGCAGGGCACGCACGCACAGUACGUCGUCGUACGCGACUCCUGGGCGGGGCCGGCGCCGCGCGCGCUGGCGGACGCGGCGGCGGCGGGCGCGCUGUACGCGGGGCUGACGGCGUGCGGCGCCGUGCGGGCUGCCGCGCCGCGCCCGCGCGCUCGCGUGCUGCUGCUGGGGCUGGGCGGCGUGGGGCACGCGGCGCUGCAGCUGCUGGUGCGCGAGCGCGCGAACGUGGUGGUCGGCUGUUCGCCCGACCUGUGUGCGCGUGCGCUACAACUGGGCGCCGUCGACGCACUCGACCGUCUCGCGCCCGACUAUGAUGCGCAACUGGAACGUGCCGGCCCGUUCGACGCAAUCGUGGACUGCGCCGGCCUCGGCGGUUGGGAAGCGAGCGCACGACGCUGGCGGUUCGGGCGCUAUGUGACGCUGACGACUCCGUUAUUGCGAGAGGCCGACGAGCGAGGAUUGGGUUUGGGAUUCGCAUCGGCCGCACUGAGUUUGCUGGCGCAGAACGCGCGCGCCUGUAGUGCGCAGUCCGCGCGUCCGCCCGGCGCUGCCGUGUGGGCGCCCCCGCACGUGCGUUGGGUGUACUUCAUGCCGCGCGCCGCGGACAUCGAGCUGCUGCGGCGGCUGGCGGAGGCGGGGCAGUUCUCGGUGUGCGUGGAGCGCGUGUACGCGUGGGCGGCGGCGCGCGAGGCGUACGCGCGCGCGGCGGGCGGCGGGGCGCGCGGCAAGCUCGUGCUGGACUUCACCGACCCGACGGACCCGACACAACAGUAACAGCUUAUAUAUCGCGACAUGAGCCGAGCGGGCGACACCACAGAACACAUUAUUAUUAUGAAUAAAUUUAGAACGCAUAUCGUCCACUGUUAGUAUCAGUUCCGAUAGUCCCAAAAGCAAACAUGUACUUACUUACACACCAGAGCGUGAAUUGUCACUAAAAUUAAUACGGUGACAAACAAUAAUUGUGGUGUGUAAUGUUAGAGCAAUAAAACAAAACUUGUAAUUAUAACACACAGUUUCUUUGGACAGGGACGCUCAAGUGACUGCUUCACUUUACACAGUUAUGCUUUGUGGUUUAUAACUAACAUGUUCACCAUAGACACAACAGAUGGCGCUAUUAAUUAUUUUGGUACAGAUCUAACAACCGCACUUACCAAAAUAAUAUGGGCACACAACAAUUAACAGUUUCUCAAAAAAAUAUUAAACAUUUUUUACAUUCUGUAUACCUAACAACUGCAUAAAAUAAUAAUGCUUAGUGUUACCCAAUCCCUUUGUAAAAAGGUCCGCAGGCAUUUCAGCAGUUUCUAAAUACUUAAGUUCUACAAACUUUUUAGUAACACAUUCUUUACAAAAAUGGUAGCGGACAUCUAUAUGUUUAGUUCUUUUAUUGAAGCAAUUAUUUGAGAUCAACUUAAUUGCACCCUGAUUAUCAUUAAAUAAAUUAAUGGUGUAUGACUCAACAGUUAUUUCUUUUAACAAAAUAAUCAAAUAAAUUGCUUCCCUGCAAGCAUCAGUUAUGCCCAUGUAUUCAGCUUCAGUACUUGAGAGGGCAACUGUUUUUUGUUUCUUUGCCUCUCAUGAAACUACACUACCUGCUAACAUAAAACAUAAACCUGUAUAAGAUCUUCUGUCUAUAACAUUAUUCCCCCAAUCUGCAUCUACAAACCCUUCUAAAUUUGACUUACCACAUUUAGUAUAUUUUAAUCCAAAAUGUUUAGUUUUCUUAAGAUAUUUCAAAAUUCGUUUUGCAUAUGCCCAAGUUUCAAGAUUAUAGCAAUUAUUAAAUUGACUCAGAAAACUAACUGAAUAUGCAAUGUCACGUCUAGUCAACACAGCUAAAUACAUUAGCCCACCAAUGAGUUGCUGAUAGGGUAUACGCUUUUCACAAUUGUUAUUAAAGUUAAUAUUUAAUUUAGUCUCUAAAGGUGUGUCAGCUACUUUACAACCUGCCAUAUUAAAUUUAUUUAAUAACUGAUUAAUAUAAUUUUCUUGGCUUAAUGUAACUGUGCCUUUAACUUUAUCAAUAUUAACAGCCAUUCCUAAACAAUUUUUAACCUGACCUAAAUCUUUUAUUUUGAACUUUGAAGCCAAUACCUUUUUUAAAUUAUUACAUUCACUAAUAUCAUUUGUAAACACAAAAAAGUCAUCUACAUACAAGGUUACUAUUGUCUUUUUAUGAUCAUUAUUUUUUGUGUACAAACAUGGUUCUAAUUUAUAUCGCUUAUAACCAAGGCUAACUAGAUAAUCAUCCACUUUCCUAUACCAGGCCCUUGAGGACUGCUUAAGACCAUAUAUAGCUCGGUUUAAUUUAACUACCGUUUUAUUACAGUUAUCUUUAGAUUCUAGCAAACAUUCAGGUGCUUCCAUAUAGAUUGUUUCCUCAAGGUCCCCAUUUAGGAAUGCUGUAGUGACAUCAAGGUGCAUAACUUCUAACCCAAGUUUCACAGAUAAUGCAAACAAUAACCUUAAGGUUGAAUGCCUAACCACAGGUGAAAAAGUUUCUACAUAGUCUACAUUUUGCUUCUGCAUAUAGCCUUUGGCUACCAAACGAGCACGGUAUCUAAUGUUAUUAUCAUUGUCUAGUUUUUUACGUAGCACCCACUUACACUUCACUACAGUUUCACCCUUCUUUGGCUUAUCCACUAGCUCCCAUGCAUUGCUGUCCUCAAAAGACUGAAGUUCCUCCUUGACUGCCAAUAGCCAAUUUUCCUUUUCUGCUCCCUGUAAUGCUUCUUCUAGGGAUAGUCCAUUUGCAUCAUCAAAUGCUUCCUCAGAUAUACACAUAUUAGUCAUCCGAUAUCGCUCAGGCUUCCUCUUGGUUCGGAUGGGUCUUACCCGCUUCUCAGGUAAGUCAUAACCAUCUUCAUGUUCACUGGGAACAUAAGGGUCAUCUGGGUAAUCUGAUGGUUUACAUACUGUAUCACCUCCAAUCACAUCUUCUGAACUUGAUGUGUCCUUGUCAGAUAUCUCCCGCACUGAAGAUGAAUUUUCUAUAUUUUCAAUAAUCGGUAAGCUAACAUCAAGAUUCUUUUCUUCUUCCAUGACAAUAACAUCCCUGCUUAUUAUCACACGUUUUGUUCUAGGGUUGAAUAUUCGAUAACCUUUGAUGUCAUCUGGAUAGCCCACAAGAAUGUGCUUUUCUGAUUUUCUGUCCCAUUUAUGGCGCCUCUCUUUAGCAACAUGGGCCAUGACGGUGCUACCAAAUAUUCUGAGGUGACUUAUAUCAGGCUCACAGCCAGUCCAGACUUCAUAAGGAGUUCUUUCAUUUAAAGUAAGUAAACAGCAGUAUUAGUGGCUUCUGCCCAGAACUCUUUACCCAUACCUGCAUCAAAUAGCAGACACCUGGCUUUCUCUACAAUAGUACGAUUAUUGCGCUCUGAUAAGCCAUUUUGUUCAGGGGUAUAUGGGGUAGUCCUUUGAUGAAUUAUACCCUCCUCUUUGAGAAAUGAAUCAAAUUUCUUAUUACAGUACUCACAUCCGUUGUCACUUCUUAGAAUCUUUAUUUUCUUAUUACUUUGUUUUUCAACUUUAGCUUUAAAUUCUUUGAAACAUCUUAAAGCUUCAUUUCUGUGUUUAAUGAAAUAAACAAACAACAUACGACUAUAGUCAUCAAUAAAUAGUAUAAAGUAUCUGGAACCAGCAAGUGAUUCAUGCUCCAUAGGUCCACAAAUAUCAGUAUGGACUAAAUGAAGCAAUUCUUUUGCUUCUUGAACCUUCAUUUCCAAAUGGUAAACGACACUGUUUGCCUUCACAACAGAUUGUACAUGUUGCCUUACCAAAAUCUACCUUUUCUUGAAGAUUCAUACCUUCAACAGCUAUUUUCAUCUUACUAAGAUAUUUGUCAUUAAGAUGGCCUAAUCUGCGAUGCCAUAUAUUACUUGACACUGACAAAUUUGCUGCUAAAUUUUCAGGCACUUUUAAUUUGUAUACACCAUUAUUCAACAUAGCUGUAGCGACCAGUUCGCCUUUUUUGUUGAAGACUUCACAACCAUUCUUGGUAAAUUUUACUGUAUUACCGGUCUUUAUUAACUGGCUGACUGACAGUAAGUUAGUAGUCAAACCUGGAGCACACAAUACGUUCUUGACUGUAACUUCAAAUUCACAUUGAUCAGUCUUUGUAACAAUAUUCACAUCGCCGGUAAACAAUACUUGCAAUCUCUCACUGUUAGCGAUACAAAUACGAUAAAAAAAAAAA
Molecule: messenger RNA, 5209 nt
Organism: Manduca sexta (tobacco hornworm)
Lineage: Eukaryota; Metazoa; Arthropoda; Insecta; Lepidoptera; Sphingidae
Product: reticulon-4-interacting protein 1, mitochondrial
Exons: 7
Coding region: 649-1791 (380 amino acids)
Cellular component (GO): mitochondrion
Molecular function (GO): oxidoreductase activity
Source: RefSeq, a predicted model, not a curated record